GCGGGCGCUUCCGGGUUCGUGUCUGCGGCGAUGGCGGCCGGGACGGGCGCGGCCCCGGCGGGGGAGGCGGACGAGCUGUUCGACCUCCGCAACAGCUUCUACAUCGGCGCCUUCCAGGCCGCCAUCAACGAGGCCCAGCGCGCCAAGCCCAGCAGCCCCCAGCAGGAGGUCGAGCGGGACGUGUUCCUGUUCCGAUCCUACAUCGCCCAGAGGAAGUUUGGGGUGGUUCUGGACGAGCUGCAGGGCAGCCCCAGCCCCGAGCUGCAGUCUGUCAGGAUGUUUGCUCAGUUCCUGGCCAGCGACAGCCAGAACCAGAGGGACUCCAUCGUGGCAGAGCUGGACAAGAAGAUGGCCAAGAGCGUGGACGUGGCCAACAGCACCUUCCUGCUGAUGGCAGCGUCCAUCUACUGCCACCAGCAGGACCCCGACGCUGCCCUGAGGGCCCUGCACCAAGGGGACAGCCUGGAAUGCCUGGCCAUGACGAUCCAGAUCCUGCUGAAGCUCGACAGGCUCGACCUGGCCAGGAAGGAGCUGAAGAAGAUGCAGGAGCAGGAUGAGGAUGCCACCCUGACACAGCUGGCCACAGCCUGGGUCAACCUGGCCCUGGGCGGGGAGAAGCUGCAGGACGCGUUCUACACCUUCCAGGAGCUGGCAGACAGGGCCAGCCCCUCGCUGCUGCUGCUCAACGGGCAGGCGGCCGCGGCCAUGGCCCAGGGCCGCUGGGACGAGGCCGAGGGGCUGCUCCAGGAGGCCCUGGACAAGGACAGCGGGCACCCUGAGACGCUGCUGAACCUGGUGGUGCUGUCCCAGCACCUGGGCAAGGCCCCCGAGGUCACCAAUCGUUACCUGUCCCAGCUGAAGGAUGCUCACAAAAACCAUCCCUUCAUCCAGGAGUACCAGGCCAAGGAGAACGACUUUGACCGCCUGGCCCUGCAGUAUGCGCCCAGUGCCUGAGCCUGGCACCCGAAAAAUCCCUUUGGGACCCAAAAAAUCCCUUUGGGACCCAAAAAGUCUCUUCUGGAAACCAAAAUAUCUCCCUUGGGACCCAAAAAAUCCCUUCUGGUCCUGCUGGGAGGGUGGGAAGGGGAAAUUCCAGCAUCUCCAGGAUCCAUCCCAAAUUCUGCAUCAUCUCCUGCCCUUCUGAAAAUUCCUUUGGGAUGAAAACCCCUGGUGAGAGGGAAAACCCCAAAAG
This is a messenger RNA of Melozone crissalis (California towhee), 1192 nucleotides long. It is a transcript of the gene COPE, whose product is annotated as COPI coat complex subunit epsilon. Gene Ontology annotation, cellular component: COPI vesicle coat. Bases 31 to 954 code for a protein of 307 amino acids. The transcript has 10 exons. Gene Ontology annotation, biological process: endoplasmic reticulum to Golgi vesicle-mediated transport; retrograde vesicle-mediated transport, Golgi to endoplasmic reticulum; intra-Golgi vesicle-mediated transport. NCBI's taxonomy places the organism in Eukaryota, Metazoa, Chordata, Aves, Passeriformes, Passerellidae. The record is from RefSeq and is a predicted model, not a curated record. Gene Ontology annotation, molecular function: structural molecule activity; protein binding.